Messenger RNA from Scomber scombrus (Atlantic mackerel), 597 nucleotides. It is a transcript of the gene diras1b, whose product is annotated as DIRAS family, GTP-binding RAS-like 1b. The transcript has 2 exons. Gene Ontology annotation, cellular component: plasma membrane. Gene Ontology annotation, biological process: signal transduction. Lineage: Eukaryota; Metazoa; Chordata; Actinopteri; Scombriformes; Scombridae. Bases 1 to 597 code for a protein of 198 amino acids. The record is from RefSeq and is a predicted model, not a curated record. Gene Ontology annotation, molecular function: GTP binding; GTPase activity; GDP binding.
AUGCCGGAGCAGAGCAACGACUAUCGUGUGGUGGUGUUCGGGGCCGGGGGAGUGGGGAAAAGCUCCCUGGUCCUACGCUUUGUGAAGGGCACCUUCAGGGACACCUACAUCCCCACAGUGGAGGACACCUACCGCCAGGUGAUCAGCUGCGAUAAGAGUGUGUGCACCCUGCAGAUCACCGACACCACAGGGAGUCACCAGUUCCCGGCCAUGCAACGCCUGUCCAUCUCCAAAGGCCACGCCUUCAUCCUGGUCUACUCCAUCACAAGCAAACAGUCUCUGGAGGAGCUCAAACCCAUUUACCAACAGGUCCUCGCCAUUAAGGGCAACGUUGAGGCAAUCCCCAUCAUGCUUGUGGGCAACAAGAGUGACGAGACCCAGCGGGAGGUGGAGACCAAGGAUGGGGAAGCUCAGGCCAAUCAGUGGAAGUGCGCCUUCAUGGAGACAUCGGCCAAGACCAACCACAAUGUAACCGAGCUCUUCCAGGAGCUCCUCAACCUGGACAAGAAGAGGAACAUGAGCCUCAACAUUGACGGCAAGCGCUCAGGGAAGCAGUCCCGCGCCGAGAGACUGAAGGGCAAAUGCAGCGUGAUGUAA